Molecule: messenger RNA, 415 nt
Organism: Symbiodinium sp. CCMP2456
Lineage: Eukaryota; Dinophyceae; Suessiales; Symbiodiniaceae
Source: the annotation of a GenBank genome assembly
GCAGCCACCCGAGCCCGUCUUCAUCGAGAAGGAUACCUUGGUCAUGCUGGACGCCCGAAGCCCGGCAAACUUUGAUGUGAUGACGAAGGAGCUCAGCAAGGUCCUCACGGCGCCGGCCAUCUCCAGCAAGAUGCCGGCCAGGAAGUACACGGUCAUCCGAAGGUUCUUCUCGAACGAGCCCUUCGAGAUGGACGGCUAUGCACACCGGCGAACGAGAAGAGCCUUGACCCCCUUAGCGCCAGAUCCGCUGGAGAACAUGCUGUUCUUGGCCGAGAAGGGCUUUCAGUUACCUCAUCGCCCGAGCACAUGCCAGGAGAUCGCGCCUGACAAUUUCAGCCGAGGGUGGCGGGGCGUCACCAUGAAGACGGCAUUGGAGCAGGACCUGGCAAGGCUGUCGGUUGCGGCGUACCACCAG